AUGAGUAAUUCGCAGGAUCCUGCAAUCCCAUGGGACAAGGGCGUGGUAUUGUGGGUCGAUGCUGGGAACUACUUGCAUGCAAACCCGAGACGAUUCCUCGCGUCAGCGCUGGAGGAGUCUGACAUUGUGGCCCUACGCCUGAAGCAGUGCCUGGAAGUAGACUGGACAAGCAAGCUAACACUGGAGCGAAUGAACAUGUCUUCGAGGUAUGCCUUGACAGGCCGACCGCAGCUUGGGGCAUACUUCCUUGCCUUCAGAAAGACCAAGGCAGCCAUCUCUUUCGUCGAGGAGUGGCUGCAGCUGUCAGAGGAUCCGGAUACGUUGCUUGGCCUGGCCGUCCGCAACUUGAAUCAUCAUGGAGGAACUGGCACCUUGACUGGUGACAUUGUGGACGACGAGGUGCCGAGCUUCAUGACACAUCAAGCGGAUCAAAGCAUCUUCUCGCUGCUCUUCAAAAGAUAUGGCUUCAGAGCUAGUUCCUUGGAGGCGGGUCACACGGUGGUCACACUGGAUCGCUGGCGUGAAUGA
Molecule: messenger RNA, 528 nt
Organism: Symbiodinium pilosum
Lineage: Eukaryota; Dinophyceae; Suessiales; Symbiodiniaceae
Source: the annotation of a GenBank genome assembly